Molecule: messenger RNA, 2430 nt
Organism: Hemiscyllium ocellatum (epaulette shark)
Lineage: Eukaryota; Metazoa; Chordata; Chondrichthyes; Orectolobiformes; Hemiscylliidae
Gene: rbm41
Product: RNA binding motif protein 41
Exons: 7
Coding region: 39-1232 (397 amino acids)
Biological process (GO): mRNA splicing, via spliceosome
Cellular component (GO): U12-type spliceosomal complex
Molecular function (GO): pre-mRNA intronic binding; U12 snRNA binding
Source: RefSeq, a predicted model, not a curated record
UGUGUGUGUGUGGGGGUGAGAGAAAGGUUCCAGAGAAGAUGCGCAGGGUUAGUAGUCGUAUUUGUGGUGAUGAGGAUGUUGAGCCAGAGGAGCUGGAAACAGAAGGAGAAAGGCAGUUGCAAAAUCUCUUGAAGCACCAGUUAGACACAACAGUAACACUUGAAGAAUGCAUUGCUAAGAAAAAAUGCUUUGUCCCAAGUUCUUUAUACAAGCCAUUUGGGGAGCAGGCAGCAGGUGUGCUGAGUCUGUCGCAGUUUCAGACUCUGCAAGAUGGAGAAGGGGAGGUUGCUGCCCUGAGGGAACUUGGACUAACUGACCGGGAAAUCCAACUCUGGCAAGAUAGGGAAUCUCUAGUUAAGUUCUCAGGGCUUGGAGCAGAUCCAGCAGCAGUACAACAAAGACUCCGAGCCAUUGAAGAGAAAAUUGAGGAGCGACAACGGCUUAUGUCAUUGCCACAGAGAUUUUCAGGAAGCAAGCAGCUGAACAGGAGGGAGAUGGAGAUUGAAAAUGCAAUGUUCCAGGGAACUGAUCGUUACACCUUUUUGAAAGCUCUAUAUUACCAAGAUGAAAAGUCUGUAAAAGACCAGAAUGACCCUAUAAAUCAAUUAGAAAUGAUGUUACUAAAGUUUAAAAAUGAUCCAGCCGGAAUGAGAGAGACUCCGAAAACCAGACCAGAGUCAUCUAUGGAGAUGCUUGCUACAACAACAAGUAACGAAGGUACCUUUAAAGAAAUGACUGGUCUAUGUAUUCAACCACAGAGUCAGUUCAGUGCUACUGAUCGUUACGAAAAUCAAAGUACCAAAGGGCUUUCAAUGAAUGUUCCUAUCAGAACCCUACCCAGCAUUGGUACUCAUGGUCCUCAGAAAAUCACUCAGCAAGUGGAAGCUGUCCCCAAAGAAGAGAUCUGGAAGAACAAACUUUCUGUGGAGGAAAUCAGAAUGAUUCCAAGAUUUUCAAAUUAUAAUCCUGGACAACCAAGCAGGGUCUUGUACUUGAAGAACCUUAAUCCAAAAGCUACACUGGAGGAUCUAUUUUCCUUAUUUGUUUCUUUCCAACAAAAGGAUGGUCCUCAGCUGACUUUCCGGUUAUUGACAGGCCGAAUGAAGGGACAAGCAUUCAUCACCUUCCCAAGUGUGGAGAUGUCAACAGAAGCAUUGAACACGGUGAAUGGCUACAAUCUGUUGGGCAAGCCAAUAAUCAUAGAGUACGGACAGAACCGAUUGGACCACUGACUUGUAUUUGCAGAAGGAGGCUGAUGAAAAGGAGUUUCAGCAUAAUGGGGCUGGUCAUCCCUGGGAUGACAGGCACAGUGAAAUAUUGGAAAGUCUUAAUUUAAUCUGUCCAGCCACUUACAAUGGAUACAUUUUCAACUCUGAACCAAAAUUCAUUACAUUGGUGUAUUGAUAAAACCCUCAUCUGUAUAUGAUGCAUACAGUCUCUUGUUUCUUUAGAAAAUCAUUGUUGUGCUUUCCAGUGUUAAAUGCACCAGGUAAUGUAAAACUGAAUGAGGAAAAACACAGCUUUAUUCUCCUAGUACUGUGUGCAGUUUACAUCUAGAGUACUGCAACCGAUUACAUUGUCUUUUUCUAACAAAGAGGAAACAAAUUAGCUGAUCUUGCUGUAACACUUGUUUCUCCAAUGUGAAUUGGCUUUAAAACCAUUAAGUAAUUAUUUAUAUAGACCAUUAUUUACAGAAUGCAAACUUUCCUUACUUAUAUUGGCUAUAACGCUAUUAGAUUAGAUUAGACUAGAUUAGACUUACAGUGUGGAAACAGGCCCUUCGGCCCAACAAGUCCACACCGACCCGCCGAAGCGCAACCCACCCAUACCCCUACAUUUACCCCUUACCUAACACUACGGGCAAUUUAGCAUGGCCAAUUCACCUGAACCCGCACAUCUUUGGACUGUGGGAGGAAACCGGAGCACCCGGAGGAAACCCACGCAGACACGGGGAGAACGUGCAAACUCCACACAGUCAGUCGCCUGAGUCGGGAACUGAACCCGUGACUCAGGCGCUGUGAGGCAGCAAUGCUAACCACUGUGCCACCGUGCCGCCCACAAGUUCUACCCCCACUAGUUUAAAUGGUGCAAAUUGUGUGAUUUCCUUAUGUAAGAUUGCACGAGAAUGUAACUAUCCCGUUAUACAAGAACCAAUUGUAUUUUGUUUCAGGCUCCUUAUCCAUUACUCAGUGUCUCCUGCAAUGAAGCAUUUCUGUUAAGGCUCCCCAUUAUUGAACAAGCUAGUCAAAUAACUUUCUAGGUUCAUAAAUUACAUAUGGCUUCAAUCCAAGGUGCCAGUAGCUGUUGAUAGUCAAAACUCAGUAGCCACUGCUUCAAGAAAGGAGGGGAAUAAAACAGGAGCAGUUUAAGAAUAUAAAGCUAUUUUAACACCUCUUAGUUCACAUAAUAAAUGGUGGUUUAUUUAUCCUG